AUAAUCAACACAAUGUUCUCUAAACUGGUAGCUCUUUGCGCCGUUGUGGCGGUGUCCUCGGCUGGACUCCUGCCUGCCCCUGUACACUACUCUUCAGCGGCCGCCGUCUCCUCUCAAAGCAUCGUCCGUCAUGACGAGAAUGCGGCUCCCGUUGCCAAAUUGGCCGUCGCUACCCCCGUUGCUUACCACGCUGCCCCUGCUGCAGUCGCCUACCACGCUGCCCCCGCCGCCGUUACUUACCACGCUGCCCCUGCUCCCGUCGCCUACCACGCUGCCCCCGCCGCCGUCACUUACCACGCUGCCCCUGCUCCCGUCGCCUACCACGCUGCUCCCGCAUCCAUCGCCUACCACGCCGCUCCCGUCGCUAAAGUUAUUGCACAGCCUGAAGAAAUCGCUUACCCCAAAUACGAGUACAAUUACUCCGUUGCUGACGGACACACCGGUGACAACAAGCAACAACAAGAGGUCCGUGAUGGUGAUGUCGUGAAGGGCUCAUACUCCUUCCAAGAAGCUGACGGUUCUAUCAGAACCGUGGAGUACUCCGCUGACGACCACAAUGGUUUCAACGCCGUAGUACACAACAGCGCCCCCACCACCGCCCCCUCUUACAUCAAGGCUGCUCCCGCCGUUGUCAAGACCCCCGUCUACGCCGCCCCAGCCCUCCAGUACUACCACUAA
Messenger RNA from Nymphalis io (European peacock), 678 nucleotides. Its product is annotated as cuticle protein 8-like. The coding region runs from base 13 to 678 and encodes 221 amino acids. Lineage: Eukaryota; Metazoa; Arthropoda; Insecta; Lepidoptera; Nymphalidae. The record is from RefSeq and is a predicted model, not a curated record. Gene Ontology annotation, cellular component: extracellular matrix. The transcript is spliced from 3 exons.